AAAUAAACUACAGCUCCCAGCAGCCCUUGCUGCAGGAAGCUGUAGUUUAUUUCCUGUUUCAUCACUCAGUCAGUGUGGGUGCGGCAUGUGAUGCUGCCCCCGCGCUCUUACUGUUGGCGGCCCCACAGCGCAGCACUGCAGGAGAGGAGACAGAGAGACAGUCCUCACUGCUGGGAGCUGAGCUCUCUGGCUUUCAGGGGGCGGAGCCAAGCUCAGGCAGACGAUACAGACAGAAGGCCCCCACUCCGGAGGAGCAGAGGUGACAGGAAGUGUCGCCACCUUUCUCCUGGAUAUGAUGCUCCGCCCCCCUGCAGUGCCCCCUGCAGUGUCUCUAGGGAGAGACAUGAUGACAUAGGGGUUUGAGGAGGAGGCAUUCCAGCUCACAGUGCAGCAGCAGCCCAGUGAGUCCGGGGUCAGACCUCCGGUGACCUUUUCCCCACCUGCCGUCAGUUACAGAGCUUGGGGUGGAUGGAUAUUUUUCUCACCGGCCGAAAGAGAAAAUGCGGACAGACAGCAAUAAUGAGAAUUCCGUCCCAAAAGACUUUGAAAACAUUGAUAACAGCAACUUUGCCCCAAGGACUCAAAGGCAUAAGCACCAAACAGAUCUAGUGAAAAAACCUCUUAGCAAACAGAAAGAACAUUUAAAAAGGAAGUUAGCGCUAGAAGAGAAAGUAAAAGAAAACUCACUGCUGGGGAAAAAUUCCAAUGAAGUUUUACACUAUGUGGGUCACCCUUCCAAGAACCUCAGCACGAACAGCCUCAAAGAUGAGUACAAAAGCACUAAACUGCACCAUACCAAGAAAACUGGCAGCAGCUCCCCUGAAAUCGGGAAGUAUGAGCUGCCCCCAAAAUGUGAGAUUACUGGCAAGGAAGCAAUAUCGGCACUGUCCCGGGCCAAAUCAAAACAGUGUCGCCAAGAGAUCGCCGAGGUCUAUUGUCAACACAAGCAGGCGAAGUUGAUGCCGGAGAAAGUAACAAGACUUUGUCCUCUGGAAGGAAAGGCGAACAACAACGUUCAGUGGGAUGAAGACUCCAUUGAGUACAUGGUGGCCAACCCAGUAAGGAUAGUCUUUGUUUUGGUUGUCCAUGGCAGAGCCUCUCGACAACUCCAGCGGAUGUUUAAGGCAAUUUAUCACAAGGACCAUUACUAUUACAUCCAUUGCGACAAGAGAUCCAACUUCCUGCACAGGCAGGUGAACCAAUUUGCCAGUCAGUACCCUAAUGUCCGGAUCACUCCGUGGAGAAUGUCAACCAUCUGGGGAGGGGCAAGUCUCCUAUCCACCUACCUGCAAAGCAUGAGGGAUCUGCUGCAGAUGUCAGACUGGUCAUGGGACUUUUUCAUUAAUCUCAGUGCUGCAGAUUAUCCAGUCAGGACGAAUGACCAACUGGUGGCAUUUCUCUCAAGAUAUCGAGAUAUGAACUUUUUGAAGUCACAUGGGAGAGACAAUGCAAGAUUUAUCCGGAAACAGGGUCUGGACAGGUUGUUCCUGGAAUGUGACACACACAUGUGGCGUCUGGGGGACAGGAAGAUCCCUGAAGGGAUUACUGUAGAUGGUGGCUCAGACUGGUUUCUCCUCAACAGGAAAUUUGUGGAAUAUGUGACCUUUUCCAAUGAUGAUCUAGUUACAAAGAUGAAACAAUUCUAUUCCUACACACUGCUUCCUGCUGAGUCUUUCUUUCAUACUGUUUUGGAAAACAGCCCUUAUUGUGACACCAUGGUUGAUAAUAAUUUGCGAAUCACUAACUGGAAUCGAAAACUAGGCUGCAAAUGUCAAUAUAAGCACAUUGUUGACUGGUGUGGCUGUUCUCCAAAUGACUUCAAGCCUUCUGACUUUCAUCGCUUUCAGCAAACAGCAAGGCCUACCUUUUUCGCCCGAAAAUUUGAAGCUGCGGUGAACCAAGAAAUUAUCGGGCAGUUAGACUAUUAUUUGUACGGUAACUACCCAUCCGGCACACCUGGCCUGAGAUCAUACUGGGAGAAUCUGUAUGAUGAACCUGAUGGCAUUCACAGUAUCAGUGAUGUCAUGCUGACUAUGUUCCAUUCGUUUUCCCGCAUGGGACUCAAAAGGGCCGAGGCAUCUUUGCAUACCAAUGGAGAAAACAGUUGCCGGUACUAUCCCAUGGGCCACCCUGUGUCAGUCCAUCUUUAUUUCCUCGCUGACCGCUUCCAGGGCUUUCUUAUUAGACAUCAUGCCACUAAUCUUGCAGUCAGUAAGCUCGAGACGUUGGAGACCUGGGUAAUGCCAAAGAAGGUUUUUAAAAUUGCCAAUCCCACUAGUGAUUUUGGAAGGCUGCAGUUUUCUGAGGUGGGAACUGAGUGGGAUGCCAAAGAAAGAAUAUUCCGGAACUUUGGCAGCGUUAUGGGGCCUAUGGACGAGCCAAUCGCAAUGCAGAAAUGGGGGAAAGGCCCAAAUAUAACAGUCACUGUUGUGUGGAUCGAUCCUAUAAAUGUCAUUGCUGCCACCUACGAUAUUCUUAUUGAAUCCACUGCGGAAUAUACGCAUUACAAGCCACCCCUGAACGUGCCUCUCCGACCGGGAGUCUGGACUAUUCGGGUACUACAUCACUGGGUCCCUGUAGCCGAAACUCGAUUUCUAAUAACGCCACUUACAUUUUCCAACCGGCAGCCCAUUAAGAGCGAUGAAGUGGCCAAGUUCCAUGGAGGCCCACCAAAAAAUGCAUACAUGGAGCAGAGUUUCCAAGGAUUGAAUCCAGUAUUAAAUAUACCAAUUAACUCUGUGCAAGUGGAACAUGCAAAGAGGAAUGCAGCACUUGUAGGGGCCAAACUGGAAAGCUGGGUUGACAGUUCAGCAAGUAACAUCUGGUCAGCAGUGGACAUAUGCACCAUGGGACCUUCCUCCUGUCCAGUCAUGCAGUCUUGUUCUCAGACAGCAUGGAGUUCUCUCAGCCCCGACCCCAAAUCAGAACUUGGACUUGUCAAACACGAUGGGCGGUUGAGGUAGCAUCCGGUGCACCCUACAAUGUUAUGGGAUUUAAAAGGGAAAUUAACCGUUUGCCACCACAAAAAAUAAACAACUUCCUGAGCAAAUGAAAGGGUUUACUUUAAGAAUUGCCCACCAGAAUAGGUGUUUCAGAAGUCCUUCCUCUUCGCCAUUGUAGGUUUUUAUGUUCAGACUGACAUUAAUAGCACUUCCCUACAAUUGGCAGAGCACUAACAACAGACGCUGACCAAGGGCUCAAAUGCGCAAAGAUUCCUUUAUUAUUGAGUCAUGAUAAGUCCCUUUCUUCAUUUGCACAAAUGUCCUAUUUUUCUACUUCUGUGUAUGUUGGUGUGUGUCAGUGUUACAAAGAAGCAUUCUAAAAAGGAGUAUGUCAUAUGUCAUUUAAUGAACAUGGUUUCUUUCAUCACAUGUAAGAAAUUAUAGCAAAAGGUGGCCUUUUAAUGACUCCUGUGUUGCCAAAGAAGUCCCAAAUGGCAUUGCAGACAACUCUGGCAGCCAAAGGGUUAUAGGAUGGAUAUAUUCUUAUAUUCACGUUUUUAAGGCACAUGUGUACCUAGUGCCAACCAAUUAGUUGUUCGCUUUCAUUAAUAUUACACUGAAAUUAUCAAAGCUGACAUGUGAUUGACUAGCAGCAGUACAGCACAUUUGUGUGUCUGCAACAUGAUAUUCAAUAAACCAUAACAUGCUGUGAUGUAGUUAAGGUCAGAAAGUAAACAUUAACCCCUCCCUUGCAGGAAUCCAACCACCACCACCAAGUUUGGGAAAAACUUUAAGGAGCAACCAUUGUUUGUGCACAGUGGAAGCAGUGUCACUGGCUCCUAUGUCCUGACCGUAAGGCUGCUUUCCCUGUCUCAGUGACCGGUGCUCAUUAUUGUGCCCUAACAUUUUGCACACACUAAAAAUAUUUAGAGUCUCCCAGUGGUUAAAUGUGUGCAGUGGAAGCCCUUUGUAAUGACCCUGAUGAUUGAUUGGCUGUGAAAUUCUGCAAGUACACUGCAAGUUGACGUGCAAAAUUUAGAUUUCAGCAUCAUCUUGUAAAUGGGGACAUCGUUUAUGUUGGAGACACAAGGUUAACACAUUAUAUACUACAUUAGUGGGUUUACUUAAUAAGAACCAAAGAGAGAAAAGUCUUCCUGCACCCCUAUGCGACAUCUCCACCACCAUGGAAUGGGCGAGUCUGCUUUUAGAUCAGUAAGAGCUUCCAGCACUUAAGCAUUUAACCCUUCACUGCCAGAAGCACAUUCCCCCUGUUCCAUUAGCUCUUUGGCAGCCAUUGUUUUCAUAUGCAUCUAUUGAUAGCAGAAGUCUAUAAAUUGUCUUCUUCACGUUAUAGGAAAGUCUGUAACUUCAGAAUGGAUGUUUCAGUUGUGAAUAUAAAACAGAUUAUGCGUUAUGUGUAAUCUCAUGCAAACACCCUUUCAUCUAAUUUGUAUAAUUCCAUCUGUGGAGGUCUGUGUUCCCAGAUGUACCAAUUAUAUUGUUAUCAGCACUUUAUUUGAUUAUACUCUCUUUGAUUUGAUGAUAUAUUCUUAACUCGGUUGAAUUCCCUUUUAAAUGUAACUUUCCCUGAUGGCAAGGUUGUAAUACUGUUCAAUCAGUGAUUCAUAUGACCAGUUUAACCCUUGCAGUGUGUGCUGUGGAAAGUUUUGCUACAGUCAUAUGACUCUCACAGAUGGACCAGGAAGUUCUAUGGUAGGGUUAGCUGUGCUAACAUCAUGUUCUUAGAAGCCAGAACAUUGCAAGUGUGCAGUACUGCCACCUCUGGCAAGAUAGUAACCUAUAGGUAGAAAAAUAUAUAUUCUAGUUAUUUAUUAUUUAUAUUUUUAGUCAAUGACUAAUUAGCAAGUGCUGCUUUUGCAGCUUGAAGUUUAUCUUACUAACUACAGCUGCCUUUCUUCAGUAAAGGCCUGGCGCUUCGCAUUUUAUUGUGUUACAACCAAGAAUAGACCUGGCGGUAAUGUUUAGGUUUCUACUACCCAUUUAUUUGUAUAUUUUUUUAUUUUUACUGUACUGUAUCUUUUGAAACCAUAGUUUUAAAUGGUAACUUAUUGACACAUCUCUUCAGGCAUUUUUUGUUUCAUGUUUUAGCUAAUUUGGACUUUUUAUGUUUUUGUCAACUCUUUUAUUUAUACAACUUAAAGAUAGAGGCAGCCAUUUUGUAUGCUCAGCCAAUAGUCAGCAUAGCAGCUAGUGACAUCACUGAGGUGUAAAGUUUGAAGUGUCUCAUGUCUCAUUUGUGUGACUAGAUCCUCAAAAUUACAUUCUUAUUAAUAUUAGUUUAGACUGUGAAAUGACUGCAUCCAUGAAACGUUGGUGGGGCACUUUAAAGCCGGGUACACAUUAGAACGAUAUGAUUCUGGGUGAGGUAUCGUAUUGCCCAUACACACUAAAAUAAUUUAAUGAACAACAUAACAAUCCCUCAGUCCGUCCUUCAUUAAAAUACACUGGGUCGCAUAAUUGGCCAUGCAGCACGCAACCAGAAGAUAUUGCAUGUGACCCACAAGACUGUGCAAAAGGGCAUACUUAGUGCCCAAUAUGCACGAUAUGGUUUUCUGAUUUGGUCGGAAACAACAUUGUGCCGAUAUUGUCAUAGUGUGUACCCACCCUGUGGCUGCCCAAAGACGUGUUGAGAGAUUGCACCAGUCCAGUUUCUCAGGAGUCAUCCUCACAUUGGACUCAUGCAUUUUCUAGUUAAUUAAUGACUGUUCUCCAUGACACGUGAUUUCCUGUCACAUCAUUGAAUCUUCUUUAAAUCAUGCGUGAAAAGGCAACAAAUAGUAACAUUUCUGGUCAGUUUUGUAAAUUGACCAAUCAAAACUGCACAGUAUGUCGGCAGCUUAUACACUUUACCUUUUAACUAUUGAUUUUUUUUCUUUUACCCAUCGUAGAUGGACGUAUUACAGAUUGAAAUGAAUACUUUGCAGUUUGUGAGCAUAUUAAGUGAUGUUCUAUGAGUAGAACAUGCCAUAUUAUCGGGAUAGUAGUUGGGCAUUUUUAACUCCUUCACUGCCUGUGUUUCAGCAUCCCAUCGAAGCUCCCAUGAGAAGUUAAUUGAUUCCUCUGAUAAUAUUGUGCAGAAAUCUGUGUUCCCUUAGUUCACAGAGUAAAUACAAAUGCUCAUAUUAAUAAAAUGGACAGCUAAACUAACAAAGUUGAUAUGCGGAAGACAUUGUAAACGCGGUCCAGCCAACCUCCCUCUGCCUAACCCUGGCCACCACCCAACACACACAGCUUAAUCAUAACCCUAGUACUCACCGCUUGGAUUUUGACCAGUGGAAUAUCGCUUCCUGGAUUGUGACCAUCGGGAUGGUGACCGCUGGAAUUUUAAGUACACCCCCUGUAAAUAUAGUACAAUGCAAUCUUUUCACAUAACACAUAGAUUAAUACCAUGAAAUCUUGUGUGAUCUUUGGAAAGUCUGUUUAUCCCUGUAUCUCAGGUACCCAAAGAACAUUUAUGUAAAGUACCAAGUAAUGUUCCUAUAGUUGUAUCCUCUAGUUCUACCAGUGCGGACUAUUUAAGCAUUGUCUUCCUCCAGGCAUUGGUGUCCAUACAUACGUUCAUUCAUUUUCACCGGUAUCAUGGUUACAGAAGAUGAAGCUCUGGCUGCUUUUAGAAUCCUAUAACUACACAUGGCCUGGACAUGGCUCCAAAUGGGAUUAUUAUAGAGUGCAAGUACAGGUAUGACAUUCGUUAAUACUGUGGCUUUAGGUUACGGGUGAGCCUAUUUCUCUUAUCUGCUUUGGUAUAAUGUACAUCUAAAGGUAGCUCAGAGCUUUUGUCAGCAACAAAGGAAUGGGCACAAUACAGCCGUUCUCCAGCCUCUUUCAUGCUAAAUUAAGGUAAUUUAGCACAAAACAUAUAGGGCUAAAUAUAAUUCCAUGCGGGACUUUGUGUGAGUCUGCCCAUAUUUUUAAAGUGCCAGUCACUUACAAGGCAAAACCAACCUGGAUUUGCCUGGUAAGUGAUUGUGCUAGUCUGCCCGUAUUUUUAAAGUGCCAAUCGCUUACAAAGAAAAAGCCGCACCUAGUCUGCGCUGUAAAGACCAAAAUGUAUGUGAUCUCAGAAGGAUUCAUCAAACACUUUUCUGUCAUUAACAUUGAGUUUCACAAUGUAGAGUAGGAGUGACCGAUAUCUCCAGUCUCUUAUUUAUUCAGACAACCUAAUAGAUAAACAAUACAUUAUGUGUGAGGUCAUAAUCUUUGUAAUGAACCUCGCAGCAAAGCUCUGAUGUACAAACAAAAAAUCUGCCGCUAUUGCCGCCUGUAUCCGUUCAACUGUACCUUAUAAAGUACCAUGUUAAAUAAACCUUGCCAUUACCACAUACCAAACUCAUGCCAUUUGUGACGGCUGCUUUGAGUUGGCACAGUAUUUUGCUUCUGGUUAAUAGAUGACUACAGUACAUCUGAAAUGUAAAAAAAGCUUUAUCUACAAUACAAGGGCCAUUAAUGCCAUUGUCAAAUAUAUAUGUGAAGAUGCUCAUUCAUGUAUACAGUAUGUUCAUGUAAGGAAGAUAAGGCCAUCUGGUGACUGGGCACAGUUCUUGCAGCUGGAUGGUGACUGCCCCACAAUCGGAUUGUACACAUCAUCUGAUGGCCUUUUUCCAUCUGUCCCUAUCAUCAUCUGAUCGCAUAAAGUGUUUUGCGUCCAAUAAGGUCUACACUUGGCCUGACAGUUGGAAUUUCAGUCUCCGAGAUUUGAGUGAUGCAAUCAGACUUCCUGUUAGUAAUGGUACAAUAGAACAGAGCAGGGGAGCUUGGGGUACCUAAAAUGACAAAAUACUGGGCCUGACUCAGAGGUGCGACGCAGUUGCGAAAAUAUGCUAAUGACUUAGUUGCUGUCUGGUGUACAGAGAUGCCCAUUGUCGGCAUCUCAUAUUCACUGCUUACAUACAAAUCACGCAACAUCGGUGGCACAUCGGUCACACCAUUGAACGUCUGAACAACCGUAUGGUGUCUCAGAAUGGUCGGGGCCAGUCCAUCUGCGCACAAAUUUGCAGUGGCUGACUAGGACAAGCCCAGAAAACGGUAGUCACACACCUGCCAUUUUGCAGCCACCACUGUUACCUUCCCCAAACAAUCACUACCAUCACCAAUCACAGGACGUGCGUCUGUAAUGCAUGCGUAGUGGCAAAAAUUGCUCCACUGCAUCCGACAUCUACAUGUACCCACCUCUGCAUCAGGCGCACUGUCGCAGCAGUGAGGUGGAUAACAAUGUGAACUUAUUAGGGCCUGUUUGUAAAUGUUUACUUCUACACAUUUCUAAUUAUUUGUUAAUGUGUCAGCUUGUAUUUAUAGGUUUUAGUGGUUCUGCUGUAACACUUUGGUUUACUGAAUUCAUUCCCCCAAGGGUGCUACCACCGGUGCUACCUCUCAGCGUUCACACAGUUACCUGACGGAACAGUCUCCUUUAGUAACAUACAAUAAUUUGAAUGUAUAAACUAUGCAAACCAUGUCUUAUUUUAUUUUAUUUUAUUUCACCUUCAUCAAGCUUGGAAGAUUAAAUGUUACCUUGCCUUAUAAUCAGCAAGAAACUGUACAGGCUUCUCUGAUAACAGAGCAAAAAUGUUUGGCGCUGUUCACAGUGCUGUAUUUGUAAUAAUGUCAAUUUUGUCUAUGUUGUAAAACUUGCUGUUUAUUUACCUUGACUGUCCAGUGGUUAUACUACAAUUACCAUCAUCCUCUAGUAAGAUGCUUGUGAGUUAUAUUAAUGGAAUUAUAGACAAACAACUAAGGCUUAAAACUGCUGUUGUAAAACUUCCUGCCAACUAAAUCAUUGAAAAAAAUAUUCAGUUUUACCAUUUGUACAGUAGAUAUUCCCUCUCUCUCUCUCUAUAUAUAUAUAUAUAUACAGUAUGUUCCCGCGUUUCGACUUAGAUAGAUUUUGUCACAGAGGAGGAAUAUUUCCACCAAACCUCUAGUCAGAGCAUCACAAAAGCAGCCAGCCAGUGGGGUUAUUUACAAUACUGGAAAUGAAUACACUUCUCAAUAUGGACCUGUAGCAUAGUAUGUUUCGCUUUUCGGAUACUGGGUGGAUUGAAGCAGAUACUGUAGGUGCAUUAUGUAUUAGUAGUUCCAACUGAGUGUUUGCCACCAAAGCAGUGUCGGACUGGGGCAUGUAGGGCCCACCGGAAGGAUGAAGUGGUAGGGAUCCAUGUUUAGGGUGUGGCCAGUCUGCAGAGGGGGUGUGGCCUACCACCUCAUUGGUUUGACUAACCAUUAGAGAGCGCAACGUCUGGGCCCCUUCAUAAAUAUAUACAGUAAAUUCAGCUACUGCAUGCAAGAUAAUGUUCCAGAUUAAUAACACCAUGCUGUGUAUAAGGGCUGUCACGUACAUUUGCUGAAGAGGCCGCCAGUGACUGACCACACAACUGCAGAUCACCUGUAAAUGCCCACCCAGUUGUGACGUCCGGCACAACACAUUGGGGUCGAUGAUAGCUAAGUGUGUAUGCACUUACCAAUCACCACAUAGGUCAGCCUAGUGUGUACCCAGCAUAAGCCAUAUCAAGCGUAUAAUUCAACACAUAAACAAAUGUAACAAAAAAAAUAAUCAGAACACUUGAUAUAGCAACAGUCUAAAAUCACCUUAUGAUGUCUAAAAUAUUAAUGGUAGAAGUCUAUACAAGUGGCAGAAGUCAAUGUUUUGCUACUCCACCAACAUUGACGUCAUAAUAGAUCAAACUUACUGUAUUGUGUUUUGCUUGGGCAUGACUAGGGUGGCGCAGAUACAGCUGCAGAAGGGCUAAGCUGUGUUUUCAUAAAUUACACUCUCUUUAUGGUCUUCUAAGUUUGGUCAUCCACAGUUUUAAACAUGACCUACCAGAAACUAGUCGCCAGGUUCGUUAUAAAUGCUAUUUGUUAUGUGAAAUCUGGGUUGAACCAUUGGGGGCUUAUUCACAGUUCCAAAAAAUGUCCAACUCUUCUCCAAAUGAACACUGUUCCAUAGAAAAGUCUGAUUUCUGUUUUUGACACAUCCAGUACGAUGAUGGACUAACUCUAAUGCACCCCCACUAGGUUUCCAUUUGUGAAGUGCAACGGAAUUUGCUGCACUUUAUAAUAAACUACAAAUAUAACAGACUUAUAAGGCUUCUAAUAGAAAUUUAAGUUUUGAUUAUUAUUGAAACGUAUUACAAAGACAAAUGUGUCAUUACUGUUAUUUGUUUUACAUUAUAGUACGCUUGCCUUGAUGUUUAUAGUAUAGUGUGGUGUUGUGCUGUGUUAGGAAAAGCCUUAUGUUGUAUACUUUAAGGAGUGGCCUUAAGUUGGACUGGGAUAAUGGCUGCAAUUCUCUUUUUGUGUGUAGAAAAAGACUCUGUCAUUUUACAGGCUGUUUCUGAAAAAUGAAAACUAGCAGAUUGGUUGGUAAUUUAUCUCUCUCCACGCUUUGAUAAAUAUCCCGAUUAAUCUUUAAGUCAAGGAAUGAAAAGAACAGUUGAUAUUAUUUGUUGAGCUUUGCUAAAAUUAUAAAGCAUACAUAGACCUCUAUUUCAAUACUCUUCAAUAUACAGGUGCGAUAUUCGACUGCGCAUAUCACUGUAGAAUACUGUAGCCCAACAUUGCCAAAUUUCCUGCGCCCCUCUAUGUGGAACAAAGGAAAUCUGGCAAUGUUGCUAGUUACUAAGUACCACCGUUCCAAUGGAACUUCAAAAUUGAAAGUUAGCGUUACAGUAGGAUACCAGUAGCUCAUCAUUGCAUCCAGUUGAAAAUGGCAUUGGUGGCUUGCUUAUCUACCAUUUAAUUAUUUACAUGGUGAUUGUUCACUAUAAUCCCUAAGAGUUCAUCCAAACAGAAUACAAAUUGAGAAAACUACAUGGUACUGGUGUACAGUAUAUUAAAUGAUGGGAGAAACAAAUUGAACCCCAAGUUGCAUUAUUACAGUUGUCAUUUGGUCAUUUUUUGCCCCUGGAUAUAAGAACUAUGUCCUGUGCACUAAAAUUACUUUUAAAUUCAGGUUCUGUUGGCUGCAAUUUAAGGAUUUGCUGUCUUGCUAAAAGUAUUGGACAGCAGGGUAAGCGGAAUCCCGGAUUUGAUGCGUCCUUAGUGCAUACAGAUACAUGUCUCAGAGCUUCAAUAGCCCCAUUGCUGUGGUGUUUGUUGAUGAAGCUUUUUUGCUCUGGCAGUGAAUUGGUCAGACAAAUUAUUUCUACUUGUGUUAGUUGUGUAAUAGGUUCAGCUAAACUGUGGCUCAUUGGAGAAAGUAGAUAUGCUUCCAGUUUGGAUGUUUUUCAGUGAAGCCUCAAGUUUAUAAAAUAGAAACUUACAGGACCACUUAACCUAAAAUGCAAGAUGCCUUACAUAAAACAACUACUAAUAACAUUAAUACUAUUAUAUAUUGAGGCUAACAUAACAUAAGAUAUUUCACCUUCUUUACAUUUGAAGCUUAAGGAGUAUUCUCUCACAUAAAACACAAUGUACUAAAAGGAAAACUGCAGUUUUCAGAAUUUGCCCGCAUUUCCUAUAUGUACCAAGCUCCAGAAUAUGAUACUUUCCUUAGCUUGGAACCAGUGGGGCGUUGCCCCAUAGAAGCCUAUGUGUUUCUUUCUGCUUUCCUGAGAGGAUCCUAAAUGUGAUGUAUAGGACAUUCUGCCCGUAUAGUGUAGCUAAAAGUAAUGGACUUCAGAGUAUUUCAUACUUGAACUGUCCAGGAGACCCCCAAAUUUUAGUGAUUUCUUCCAGGAGAGUAGGCUGGACCCUCUUUCUCAAACACGCCACCAUGGCCCCAGUGCGCAAAUUGCAACAUCCCACAGUGUGGUAUGGGACAACUUCCCACCCCUUUCUCCCUUCUAGGAUCUCCCGGAGGGCAUGAUACAAAAGUGGGGAAGUAUAGUGUAGUUCAGUGCGAUUACUGACAGGAAGUCAUCUGUGUAUAGAAAACUAUUCUCCUGAUCACAACAAGAAGCAUCUUUGGUUCUGAUAAGCUCCUAAAAAUGUCAAUUUGUGAGGUUGGUUAGUAACUGUUAUAUAAUCCAACUUGUAUUUUGGAUAUAAAGGUCCAUUAACACACACUCUUAUCUAUAGGAAAUACAGACACAAAAAUUUACCUUAUGGAAAGAAAUAUUUUUUUAAGUGGUCUCUAUCAGUAUAUUUCCCAACAAACUGUACAAGAAGUGGUUUACAAUGGAAAUGCAUUCAAGUUAUUAGAGUGUUGUUUAUUUAUAAUUUUUUUAAAAAUGACCAUAUUUCUUUUUACAGAUAUCUUGUUUGUUGUAUUCAACCAUCAAACAUCUUUUUUUCAAUCUGGUGGUGAUGUACUUUAAAAAAUACUAUUUUGUUACAAAUCAUAUUGUGCAUUAAACUGUACAGUAAUAUUUUGUAUUUCUAUUGAUUACAAAUGUAAAUAGGAGUGUUGUCAACAACAGGAAAAAAAUAAAAUAAAGUAAGUGGCACACACUGAAAGAUGUAGAUAUUUUGUUAUUUAUUUAAAGGAGUAUUUUAUGAAUUGAACAACAAAUGUCUUAAAUUUGACCAGUCUUAAAAACGUCAAAAAGUCUGAAUUAUUUCCUUGUAGUAGAAUGUGAUUUUUUAAUACUUAUUGCACUACCCUGUUUUUCUUUUAGCCUAACAAAUUGUGCCUUAGCUGUAAUUUUUUUUUUGUCUAGGGAAUUUUUUUUGUCCAAUAAGAUAUUUUUCAGAAAAACAGUGGAUGUACGGUAAAAUUGUAUUAUACCAAAAAAUAAAAAAAAAACACAAAAAAUUAACACCCAGCUGCGGUUGUACAUAAGUGCUUUCUGUCAUAUUGUGUUUUCAAAUGCGAAAUUUUCUCAAAAUAAAUAAAU
Pseudophryne corroboree (corroboree frog) is the source of this 12736-nucleotide messenger RNA. RefSeq names its product xylosyltransferase 1 (gene XYLT1). Gene Ontology annotation, cellular component: membrane. Gene Ontology annotation, molecular function: protein xylosyltransferase activity. The transcript has 12 exons. The record is from RefSeq and is a predicted model, not a curated record. Gene Ontology annotation, biological process: heparan sulfate proteoglycan biosynthetic process; chondroitin sulfate proteoglycan biosynthetic process. The coding region runs from base 501 to 2963 and encodes 820 amino acids. NCBI's taxonomy places the organism in Eukaryota, Metazoa, Chordata, Amphibia, Anura, Myobatrachidae.